UGAUCACGACAUUGAUACAUCAUGUGGAUUCUCCAUCUGUGAUCAGAAUAUGAGAGCAUAGGCAGUGGAAGUGAUUCCCGCAAGCCUCUCUCGAAUCAAGGAUUCUUUACGUCUGGACACCCCUUUCUUUGCUCUCACUCUCUCCUCUUUCUCUGUGUAAACCCUUCAUCCAUGGGGGCUCUAAGAGCCUCAGGAAUGUUCUUCUGCAAGCCGUCACCUAUCUGCUCUGAAAGGACCGCUCUGCAGAAAUGUAGUGUUUCUGAACAAGUGGGGUUUUCUUGUUUCUGGGCAGGUCAAAGAAGCAUAAAAAUCCGAUCUUUGAAGGUUGGGAGGACAUAUGCUGCUAUAAAUGAGUCUCAAGAAGACGGGUCCUAUAUUACAGAAGAGAAUGAUACAAAAGAAGAUGAGAAGGGCCUCAUUUUGGACACACAGAGGGAUGGGUCUGGCACCGUUAUUGGGUUUCAUUUGAUUCCACAAUCUGUGACAGGUGAUGAAAAAGUUCUGGAAUCUCAUGAUGAUGAUGAAUCCAGUGAUGAUAUUGAAGUGACUGAACAUGUAGAAAGUAAACCAAGAAAAGUGUACAGCAUUGUUUUUGUUACUUCAGAAGCAGCCCCAUAUUCUAAAACAGGAGGAUUGGGAGAUGUUUGUGGGUCUCUCCCUAUAACAUUAGCUCGCCGUGGACAUCGAGUCAUGGUUGUUUCACCUAGAUAUUUUGAUAGUCUCCCUUCUGAUGAAAAAUUUAAGAGUGUGGUUAACCUUCAUAAGAAAAUCAAGAUCCAUUGUGCUGAGGGUGAGCAAGAAGUGUCUUUCUUCCAUCAGUAUAGGGAAGGAGUUGACUGGGUAUUUGUGGACCAUCCUUCUUACCACCGACCGGGGACACCAUAUGGUGACAGCCAUGGUGCUUUUGGCGAUAACCAGUUCCGGUUCACUUUGCUUUGUCACGCAGCAUGUGAAGCUCCUUUAGUUCUUCCCUUGGGAGGGUACACUUAUGGAGAGAAGUGCAUGUUCAUUGCUAAUGAUUGGCAUGCUAGUCUGGUUCCUCUACUUUUGUCUGCCAAGUAUCGCCCACAUGGUGUUUAUAAGGAUGCUCGAAGCAUUAUUCUCAUACAUAACCUUGCUCAUCAGGGAGUGGAGCCUGCCGGAACAUUCAAGAACUUGGGGUUACCCUCAGAAUGGUAUCCGGCGGUGGAAUACAUAUUCCCAAAUUGGGCACGGGCACAUGCUCUUGACACAGGUGAAACUGUGAAUGUUUUGAAAGGUGCAAUCAUUACGGCAGACCGCAUAGUUACCGUUAGUGAGGGUUACUCUUGGGAAAUAACAACUCCUGAAGGUGGAUAUGGGCUAGAUGUACUAUUGAGUAGCCGAAGGCCAGUUCUUAGUGGAAUCACAAAUGGAAUUGAUAUCAAUGAAUGGGACCCAUCUUCCGAUGAGCAUAUCGCUGCUCAUUACUCCGCAAAUGAUCUUUCGGGAAAGGUUCUUUGCAAAGCUGCAUUGCAGAAGGAAUUAGGUCUUCCUAUUCGACCUGAUUGCCCAUUGGUUGGAUUCAUUGGGAGGUUGGACUUCCAGAAAGGUGUGGAUUUGAUCCUUUCAGCAACUCCAGAACUCAUGCAGGAGGAUAUCCAAUUUGUAAUGCUUGGAUCUGGUGAGAAACAAUAUGAGGAGUGGAUGAGAUAUAUGGAAUCGCAAUACAGAGACAAGUUCAGAGGAUGGGUUGGAUUCAAUGUGCCAGUUUCACAUAGGAUAACAGCCGCGUGUGACAUCCUAUUGAUGCCUUCAAGAUUUGAACCUUGUGGCCUAAACCAGUUGUAUGCCAUGAGAUAUGGCACGGUUCCUGUUGUUCAUAAUACCGGGGGCUUAAGGGAUACCGUGGAAACGUUUAACCCGUAUGCUAAUGAUGGCAGUGGUGCAGGCACUGGGUGGACAUUUUCUCCUCUAUCAAAAGAAAAGCUGCUGGCUGCACUUGGAAUAGCUAUUGGGACUUAUAGAAAAUACAAAACAUCAUGGGAGGGAUUAAUGAAGAGGGGAAUGGAAAGGGACUGUUCAUGGGAAAAUGCUGCUGUUCAAUAUGAGCAAAUCUUUGAAUGGGCAUUCAUGGAUCCCCCGUACGUUCGAUGGCCUAACUAGAAUAAUCUUUUAUAUACCAGAAGACCAUGGGAAGAUCUCUCGAUUUUGUUAAAUCGGCGCACAAGAUUCAUACUUCACCCCAAGUAGCAAUGACUUAUGGUGCUGCUAGCCUGCUAGUAAUAAUCUUUAUGCAAUUGGGUAAUUCUUUCAUUUGUGUUUUUUUUCUUUAUGCGGCAGAGUUUUACCUGAAGUUUUAUAGUUCUAGCAUGUUGAAAGAUGAAUCAAUGUUUUUUUUUUGUUUAUUUACAACACAGAUCAAAUUUAUGUAACAACCCAUUGUAAAAGAAUCACCAUUACGUGACUGUUUGGUCCUAUAUAUAGGUUGAAAUGGUAUAUCUAUUUAGUUUACCAACUGGUUUACAAACUCAUUCGAGGAUCAAAUCAAAAUUUUACUCUCCGC
Molecule: messenger RNA, 2524 nt
Organism: Cuscuta epithymum
Lineage: Eukaryota; Viridiplantae; Streptophyta; Magnoliopsida; Solanales; Convolvulaceae
Source: the annotation of a GenBank genome assembly